This is a messenger RNA of Egretta garzetta (little egret), 2775 nucleotides long. RefSeq names its product FA complementation group E (gene FANCE). Bases 52 to 1605 code for a protein of 517 amino acids. NCBI's taxonomy places the organism in Eukaryota, Metazoa, Chordata, Aves, Pelecaniformes, Ardeidae. Gene Ontology annotation, cellular component: Fanconi anaemia nuclear complex. Gene Ontology annotation, biological process: interstrand cross-link repair. The transcript has 10 exons. The record is from RefSeq and is a predicted model, not a curated record.
CUGCCCCCCACCCUGCCCACCGGCUCCUCUGGGACGCUGGCCGCCCUCCGAAUGCUGCAGCGGGUCCAGGCCCACGAGGGACCGGGGCAGGCGUUUCCCUGGCAGGCCUUCACCGCAGCCCUGUGCGCCGAGGAGCCCACGCUGGAGGGGCCGGAGGGGGCCCUGGCUGUCAAACCACGUCUGCUGCUGCUCCCUGUCGUGUGCCAGAGAAACCUCUUCUCCCUUCUCCUCGUGGUGCAAGCCAUGGUGCCCGGGGGCUGCCUCAGCCGGCUGCUCCAGGCCAUGGAGCAAGAUUCCCAUGUGGAUCCCUGGGUGCAGACGCUGGGAGCUCUGCUCCGGCAGGGACCGACGGGAGGGGAGCGCUCCCCACCUCCCAUUCCUUUGUCAUCCACAUGCCAGCAGCAGCUUAGGUGUUUGUGCCAGAAAAUUGCCCAGAACAAACCAGAGGGGCAAAGAAAAUUGAACUGGUGCUUCAGCAAGCAGCCCGGUGCUGCCGGGGACGUGGCUGACUCUGUGCCUCAGGGUGGGAAGCGCAAGAAAGCGUUGGAGGAGAACCUGGAGUUGGAGGAGGAAAGAGAGGAGAAGAGGUUGCUGCUGGAGGAGGUGGCAUUUGAACCCCCAGGAACCCAGGAGGAUGGGGAUGCGGCAGGGGUGGAAGAGGAGGUGCCUGGGGAGACUUUGGGGCACAGAUCUGCUCAGAGCCCAGCCGGAGCUGCUCUGGAAAGCUCCCAGCAGGAUGCAGCUGAGGAGCCCAGGAAGAUUUCCCAGGCAGAGCUGGCAGCGGAGAUCCAGUCCUUUCUCCAGGUGCAUGGACCGAGGCUGAAAAUGCUGCUGCAGAAGGAGUCCGGCCAGUCGGAGCUGAGCAUCCCCCCCGAGCUCCACGUCCUGAACAACUGCUCUCCUGGCCAGCUGGAGGGGUUGUGCUCCUUCCUCCAGCUCUCCACGUGCCCAGAGCACCUCCUGGUGCGUUUCUGUGGCUGGUUGCUGGCUCUCACCCCCGACCUCAGCUACACCAGCGCAGCCAUCCUGGCAGAGCAGCUCUUUCUCAGGCGAGUCCUGUCCCUCACCCAGCCGCCUUCCCGCCACCUCAUGGCUGCCCUCGUUUCGUUUUGCUCCAAGUAUUCCCAGCCCUUCUGUCGAGUCCUGGUGGCUACGGUCCUGCGGGAGCCGGGGGAAGGUGCUGAGCAGACCAAGCUGGUGUGCGAGCUUGUGGAGGAGUGCCUGGAGCCAGACGGUGUGAGACUGGUGCUAAGCCAGGUCCUGGAGGUGCCUUUGUCGGAGAAGCUCCUGCCAGUGGUGCAGGCCGUGCUGGGGCGGCAGGAGGUGCUGCCCCCCGAGCUCUUCGAUCUCCUGGUCCUGACACUGUGCCAGCAGGCCCCAGCCUUCGCCAGCUCGCUGAAUUACGCCAAGCUGGUGACGGCCGUGCUGACCAUGUACCAAAGCCAGGUCACCCCAGCCCACCGGAGCCGUCUGGCGGGCGGGGGCCUCUCUUGUGGCGGGACGGCAGCCUCCACGCUCCUGGUCUGCCCGGGGCGGUGGGAAACUACCGAGGGCCCGCAGAAGCUGUGCCGGGGUGCGGUUGGCAGCGAGUUUCCCUUUUCUUGAUUUCUCUCCGCUUUCUGUCUCCUCCUCCCAGGUGAACACCAAAGGGAACCGCAAGGCAAUGGCUUCCUUGAGUGGAAGAUGCUCAUUAGGUGACCGUAGCUGCAGCCCAGUCCCUCACUGGGGUUCACUACCAGUACGACAGAGACCCAGCGAGCACGGGCUGUGGCACACAGACUGCCCAUGCCUCUGCCCUGGGCCUUGCGGCGAAGCCUUGUGCUUGGCCAGCCUGGUUUGAGGUGGGCUAUUGCUGGGUGACACCACCGCAGCCCCACGCACACCCUGGGGCUUGAUGAUGAGGGGUUUCUUGGUUAAACAAUGAAUACGUUUCCAGUCAGCUCUGUGUCUGGCAUGUCUCUGGGCUGCCUCAGAGCCUGCUGCCACACUCAAGAUGGCAGCUCCCUCCUUCCAGCCUGCCACGCUCAAGAUGGCGCUCCCUCCCCACCUCUCCCAAGAUGGCGGCAGAGGAGGAGCUGCGGAGAGGCCGGGCUGCAGGACGGCUCAGGGCAGCCCCUCUCCUUUCCUCUCCCUCUCCUCUCCUCUCCCAACCUCCAGCGGUGCAGGCACCACCAGACCCUGGAUUGCCCCAUAUUGGCACUGGGCCCACGGGCGUGAGGGAUGGCUGGCUGUGCAUCACCUGGAGGGGGGUAAUUGCUGACUUUUGUAGAUGUUUUGGGCCCAAAAGGUGGGGGUUUUUUCAUCAGGAAAACAAAAAAUCCAUUAUUUUUGCGUUAUUGAUGGAGUAAUGUCGGCACACAAGUACCUGAAGGAUGCCUGAAGGGGGGCUGCAGCGAUCCUGGGCCCAAGGCCAGCUGCCAUUUCCCCUUGGAGAAGAAACACCCAUUUUCCCUGAUGUUCCCUUAUUAAAAAGGGUUUUCCAUCAAGUAGGUGCGCACGUUAACCCAGCCAGGGAAGAAGCAGAAGCACUUCUCUGCUUUCAGGUCCCCUUUGGCUUGAUGAGUAGGCUGGAUGACGUGAUGUCUCCUACCCUGUGCCAGCAUCUCUGAUAACUUUAUAAAUCUGAAGAGCUUGACUGAGCAUCCGUGUGUCUCAUCAGUCCGGUUUGCAGGUGUCCCUACUUGUUUUAAGCCACCACUUAAAAAGUGGUGUGGUGUUUUGACCCUGGCUGGACGCCAGGGGCUCACCAAAGCCGCCCUAUCACUCCCCUCUUUA